GGAAGACUGAGUCGGAUUCGGCAGUCGUGAAAAAUGUGGAUAAAACGGAGUGUUGCGCGCAGUCCGUCUGCUCCGAGGCCAGGCAGCUGUGUGGGGCACCGGGUGUGGAUCCUGCUGGCCAUGACCCACCUCACCCUGGACUUCUCUGUGUGCAGCCCCCUCGGUCAGGGUCUGGGGAUCAAACUCACGCCCAAAUCGGUGCCUCGCUCCCGGCCUCGCUUGCAGCACCUCUGGGACACGCCCAACAAGCUCCACUGGAGGACGGCGAGCCCGUUGGCGGCUCGUCGGCUCCUCAACCCCGUCCCUCCGCCCCAAGACAACAGGGCAGGGGUAGGGCUGAAGGUCAAGGGUCAAAAACAGCGGAAGCCGGCGCAUAAAGGACAAGCGGCGUGUAAGGAGUGCCGGUUGCGAUACUCCCAAAUGGAGACAGGCGAUCCUUUGGCUGUAAUAGCAGAAGCUCCAGCGGCAUCGUCCAGCGGGAGCAGAGGAGACACGGUGAGGUUGUUACUCAGAGCCAGGAGGCAGCUCAAGUGGGACAGCUACGACAAGUCUCAGGAGGGCCGGACUACCACGGUGGCCGGAUUUAUCGACUGGGGGCCCACGGGGACGGACAGCGUGGACGGCGAUGACAAACCGGAGCCGAAUGUAACGCUGUUCACCAGGGUCUCGACCACCACGGUGGCCACGACCACUAGCACUACAGCCAGGCCCUCCCAAAGGACGUUCACUGUAGUGACCACACCAGAGCCCAAGAGGCCAAGCACCACCAAGGCCCCCAUCAGCUCGGAGACUGUCAAACCACAAAAGCCAUAUGUGGACACACCAGGUUUGGCAGUUCACCAGAUAAUUACAAUCACUGUGUCUCUCAUUAUGGUUAUCGCAGCCUUGAUCACAACACUCGUCCUUAAAAACUGCUGUGCACAGUCGGGAAAUGGUCGCCACAAUAGCCAUCAGCGCAAGAUCCACCAGCAGGAAGAGAGCUGCCAGAACCUGACGGACUUCACCCCGGCCCGGGUGCCCAGCAAGGUGGACAUAUUCACUGCCUACAACGACAGCCUGCAGUGCUCGCACGAGUGCGUUCGGACGGCUGUGCCCAUCUACACCGAUGAGAUGAUUCAGCAGACGCCCGUCUACAAGACGGCUUACAACGGGAACAGGCCCUCCCCCACCGAAAGACAACUCAUUCCUGUGGCCUUCGUGUCAGAGAAAUGGUUCGAGAUCUCCUGUUGA
This is a messenger RNA of Seriola dumerili (greater amberjack), 1230 nucleotides long. RefSeq names its product adherens junctions associated protein 1 (gene ajap1). The record is from RefSeq and is a predicted model, not a curated record. Gene Ontology annotation, molecular function: beta-catenin binding. Bases 34 to 1230 code for a protein of 398 amino acids. Gene Ontology annotation, cellular component: cytoplasmic side of plasma membrane; cell-cell contact zone; plasma membrane. The transcript has 5 exons. NCBI's taxonomy places the organism in Eukaryota, Metazoa, Chordata, Actinopteri, Carangiformes, Carangidae.